This is a messenger RNA of Lactuca sativa (garden lettuce), 977 nucleotides long. RefSeq names its product prenylated RAB acceptor 1.G2 (gene PRA1.G2). Gene Ontology annotation, biological process: vesicle-mediated transport. Gene Ontology annotation, cellular component: endoplasmic reticulum; Golgi apparatus. The record is from RefSeq and is a predicted model, not a curated record. NCBI's taxonomy places the organism in Eukaryota, Viridiplantae, Streptophyta, Magnoliopsida, Asterales, Asteraceae.
CAAUGUAAGUUGCAAAAACUUUUUUUUUUUGUAACAAAUAGAGGAAAGCGAUAGACGCAUUGAUGCAUUGCACGUUACCAAGUAGUUUAUUUCUUGGUUCUGGUCAAACUGCAGUCAGACAAUUCUACGAUGUUGUCUCCAACGCCGGCAACCACCUACACCACCAUUCCAAUCUCUGGAACUGACGUCAUUUUCCGAUCAUUUCAGAAUCUAUCGUCCUUCUUGUCCCUACACCGUCCCUGGUCGGAAUUCAUCUCCGGCGCUGACUCAUUCGACAGGCCCGCCUCACUCACCCUCACCGGUACCAGACUUGGCGUCAACUCGAAAUACUUCGGCGUGAACUACGGCAUUAUCAUCACUAUAUGCGCCGCCGUAUCCUUAAUCGGAGAUCCAACCACACUACUAGUCUUCGCUUCUGUGUUCACCCUAUGGCUUGUACUCUACUUUUUCCGUGAAGAUCCGAUGGUUGUGUGGGGACACCACGUUCAUGAUCACCUGGUGACUGCUGCUCUUGUUUUGGUCACCGGAGUUUCUAUUUGGAUUAGAGGUUUUGUUACAAGUCUUUUGAUCGGAAUUGCUGUAGGGAUUUUGUUCUCGGUUGUUCAUGGGGUUUUCAGAAACCCUCAGGGAAUUUACCUCGACGAACAAGACGCUGCUUCUGAUGGAUUGAUCUCACCUCCUUCAACUUCUCCUCGGGAUUACAAACUCAAUUUCUCCAAUUAGUAUUACAACAUAUCUCAACUUACUCCCUUUAUUUUUCUAGCUAACCCUGAUAGUGAUCUGUGUGAUAGUUUUCAAUUCUUGGAUUGGGAUUUUUGAUUGUUACUAGUAGAUAGAGAUUUUUCUUCUUACUUCCUUUUUACUGGUUUGAUUUGUGAGGUGUGACUUAGAUUGUUACUUGUGUUAUAUAAAUAUAUAUGAUCAAUUUGAUCAUAUUUCUACUGUGUUUUUACUUUUUAGUGAGUUGUUCUUUGUUA